AUGGGCGAACUCAACUUCUUCCUUGGUCUUCAAAUCAAACAAGGAAAAGAAGGAACUUUCGUUGGCCAAACCAAAUAUUGCAAAGAAUUGCUCAAAAGAUUUGGAAUGGACAAUGUUAAGGCAAUGGACACACCAAUGAGCACUACUUGCUACCUUGACAAAGAUGAACAAGGUAAAAACAUAGAUGUAAAGAAGUAUAGAGGCAUGAUAGGAUCAUUACUUUAUCUAACGGCAAGUAGGCCAGAUAUCAUGUUUAGUGUAUGCAUGUGUGUGAGAUACCAAGCUAAUCCUAAGGAAUCUCACUUAAGUGCGGUGAAAAGGAUUCUGAAGUAUCUCAUAGGAACAUUAAAUGUUGGAUUGUGGUAUCCAAAAGGAUCCACUUGUGAUUUGAUUAGUUAUUCCGAUUCCGAUUUUGCCGGUUGCAAAUUGGAUAGGAAAAGCACUAGCGGCACUUGUCACUUGCUAGGAAACUCUCUUGUUUCAUGGCAUAGUAAGAAACAAGUGUAG
Messenger RNA from Arachis ipaensis, 507 nucleotides. NCBI's taxonomy places the organism in Eukaryota, Viridiplantae, Streptophyta, Magnoliopsida, Fabales, Fabaceae. The record is from RefSeq and is a predicted model, not a curated record.